AUGGUGGGUCACAGACAUGCGAGCCAUGGUGGGUCACAGACAUGCGAGCCAUGGUGGGUCACAGAUAUGCGAGCCACAGUGGGCAGGGCCUGGGGCGUGGAGCUGGGCUUGGGGCUGGGGACUGGCUCGGACUUGGGGCUGGGGACUGGCUCGGGCUUGGGGCUGGGGACUGGCUCGGACUUGGGGCUGGGGACUGGCUCGGACUUGGGGCUGGGGACUGGCUCGGACUUGGGGCUGGGGCAGGGGUUGAGGAUGGAGGUGGUGUUGGUGCUGCUGGGCAGCGAGCGCGUGCUGUGUGACGAGAUAUUCGACUCCCUCGAACCCGACAGAGAGCUCUGCUACCUCUCCCUCAUUCAGGCGAGUGGGCUGGCAGCAACGGUGGAGGCGGUGGUGAGCAACGGGCGGGUGGUGGCGUCGGGGCGCAACACACCGGAGCGCCUCUUUGCGCUGCUCGACAUGUUCACCACCGGCCGCGAGCUGCGCGCCCAGAUCGAGGCGGUGGUGUCGGUGCCGGGGUUUGGCAGUGUGCUGCGCGAGAUGGAGCGGCUGCCGCGCGACCUGGCGGGUGCGGUGAUGGACACCAUCGGCGAGUUCAAACGCGUGCUCGAGGAGCCGCCCGCGCACCACCAGGCGCACAGCCAGGACAAGAAGAAAGGCAUGCUGAAGCCGUUCCUGCGCAGUGCGAGUGCGAGCAGUGGGGCGGACACGGGGCCCGUGGAGGAGAUGGAGGUCGCGACGGCCGCCACACACCCCCUCACCUCCUACGUCGUCAACUACAUGAACAAUCUCCUCGAUAAGCAGAGCAAGCGCAACUACCCGGUGACGUUGGAGUAUCUGCUGCUGGAGUACGGCCGCAGCAUCACGUCCACCGGCGCCGACGCCACGGCAGCGGCGCUCAUAACGCGCAGCGGCCCGCAGUACAAGACGCCCUUCAGCGGCGCCGCUGUGGAGCGGCGGUCGGGCGCGGUGGGGCCAGCAGCGCUGGGGCAGCGCGCAGCCACCCUGGCGGGCGUGGUGUCGUCGGUGCUGGAGUCGCUGCUGCGCUGCCUGGAGAGCCGCGCCAAGGCCGCCUCCGACCCCACCCAGGGCGCGCUCUUCCUCCUCAACAAUGCCCUCUACAUCUCCAAAAACCUGUCGGAUGGCAAGCUGUCAGCUGUGGCGGAUCUACCGGACUGGAAGGACGGGCAGAUGCUGGACAAGUACAUGAUCCACUUCAGAGACGCUGUGCUCGCCCGGAUAUCGCACGCACUGGAGGAGACAGCAGUCACGGGGGGGCUGCUCAAGUCGGUCAAUGAGCACACGGAGGUCAAGGCCAAGCUGAAGAAGUUCAACGCGGCGUUUGAGGAGCUGGCGAUAAAGCAGGCGGGGUGGAACAUCCCCGAUGAGGACCGCCGCAAGAAGACUCGCAGCAGCGUUGCUCGGCGCCUGCGAGAAAUCUACUCUGCAUUCCUGCUGCCCUACAGGGAGGAGCUGUGUGAGUUCAAGACGUACCGCUAUUCACCGGACGCCAUAGAGCGCGUCGUGCUCGACUACUUCUUCCUCGCCACUCCCUCCAGAGGCCUCCCCAUCUCCUUUGGCUAG
Closterium sp. NIES-65 is the source of this 1581-nucleotide messenger RNA. NCBI's taxonomy places the organism in Eukaryota, Viridiplantae, Streptophyta, Zygnematophyceae, Desmidiales, Closteriaceae. The record is from the annotation of a GenBank genome assembly.